This is a messenger RNA of Leucoraja erinaceus (little skate), 1472 nucleotides long. It is a transcript of the gene tpk1, whose product is annotated as thiamin pyrophosphokinase 1. Bases 643 to 1464 code for a protein of 273 amino acids. Gene Ontology annotation, biological process: thiamine metabolic process; thiamine diphosphate biosynthetic process. NCBI's taxonomy places the organism in Eukaryota, Metazoa, Chordata, Chondrichthyes, Rajiformes, Rajidae. The transcript has 9 exons. Gene Ontology annotation, molecular function: thiamine diphosphokinase activity; ATP binding; thiamine binding. The record is from RefSeq and is a predicted model, not a curated record.
UUGGCACAGACAAAAACAAAAUGUAGUUGCAACUGAUGUCUUGUUACAAAUGUAUACAAACAUUUAUUUAUUGGGCAUUCAGGAUUGUGGAUGAUUUGCUUUCACUCCAGUUCUGUGAGACUGAUGAAGACAAUGUGGAAACCUCAGAUCCCUUAAGGGCAUUAUAUUUCUGCUUCUAUAAAGUUGAUUAAAAAAUCUAGUUGCAUUUGAUGCUUGGAGACACGAAGAACUGAACAUGCUGGAAUCUCAAGCAAAAUAAAAAGUGCUGGAGGAUUUUAAUAGGUCAGGCAACACCUGUGGAGGGAGUGGACAGGUGAUGUUUCGGCUCAGGAUCCGUCUUCAGACUGAAACAUCGCCCGACUAAAGAAGGGUCCCGACCAGAAAUGUCUGUCCAUUCCCCUCAUAAAUGUAGACACAAAGAGCUGGAGUAACUCGGACAUCUCUGGAGAAAAGAAAUAGAUGACAUUUCGGAUCGAGACCUUCUUCAGUCUAUCUUCGGUUUAAACCAGCAUCUGCAGUUCUUUCCUACACCCCUCACAGAUAUAACCUGACCCAUUUUCCUCCAGCACUUGGUGUUAUUCUGCUGGUGCUUGAGGGCUUGUCACAAAUUUAUGUAAAGUAUUUCCUGAGCAGUCAUCACUUAUGUGCCAGAUCAAUGUGUUUACAUAUCUCUACCACACUUCCAGAAGGGUACAGCUUGAUACUCAAACCCCGACGGGCCUCUCAACUCAGGAACACACCAGACCAGAUCUACCUCUUGGUUCAGGAAAAUUGAAAUAUUGCCUGUUAAUUCUCAAUCAACCAAUGGACAACGAUCAGUUUCAACGCCUUUGGAGCAAAGCGGUUUUUCGAGCUUGUGCUGAUGGUGGAGCAAAUCAACUCUACGAACACACAAAAGGAAGACAAGAAAGAUUUCUGCCGAACUUCAUCAGUGGAGAUUUUGAUUCCAUUAAACCAGAAGUAAAAGAGUUCUACAAAGCCAAGGAUUGUGAGAUCAUUGACACAAUGGAUCAAGACCUCACUGACUUUACAAAGUGUUUACAGAUACUACUUCAGAAAACAACAGAACAAGGAUUGAAGGUUGAUGUCGUGAUCGUACUUGGUGGCCUUGCUGGACGCUUUGACCAGAUCAUGGCCAGUGUGGAGACUCUCUUUCAUGCUACAAAGAUGACAAAGAUGCCCGUUGUGAUCAUUCAAGAAACGUCCCUGGCAUAUUUACUUCAGUCUGGUUACCAUAGAUUGUGUGUCAACACAGGCCUAGAAGCGAAGUGGUGUGGCCUUAUCCCAGUGGGAAAUCGGUGCAAUGUAACAACAACUGGACUCAAGUGGAAUCUGACCAAUCAAGUACUUCAGUUUGGGAAACUGGUCAGCACCUCUAACACUUACGAUGGAAGUGGGACUGUCACAAUAGAAACCGACGAACCUCUGCUGUGGACAAUGGGAAUCAAGAGGCAACUUAAAUGAAGUGUGCU